Lethenteron reissneri (Far Eastern brook lamprey) is the source of this 3746-nucleotide messenger RNA. RefSeq names its product tyrosine-protein kinase SRK2-like. Gene Ontology annotation, biological process: protein phosphorylation. The record is from RefSeq and is a predicted model, not a curated record. NCBI's taxonomy places the organism in Eukaryota, Metazoa, Chordata, Hyperoartia, Petromyzontiformes, Petromyzontidae. Gene Ontology annotation, molecular function: protein binding; protein tyrosine kinase activity; ATP binding.
ACCUACCUACCUACCUGGGCGAGAGCUGUCUCGCAUGCACGCGACUCUGGCAAAGGAAAGCUUCUAAUAAUAACGAAGAAGGUCGCGCCCGUCCGGUCGAGCCGGAUUCCACGCGCGCAACUUCCUCCUUCCUGAUCGAGCGCCGGCGGGUUUCGCGACACGAGCGAAGAAGGGGUCGUCCCGGCUUUCUCGGCAAAGCUGCGGGGAGCUUGUCAACGCGGCCGGCGACUCGCGCGUUCGCUUAAACACCGCGAGCAAACGACUACGAACAAAAAAGCAAUUUUCGCUUACUUUGAAAAGUUUGGCAUCAUGGCUCCCCCCCCCCAUACCCACCCACGUCUUGAGAGAGGGAGAGCCAGCUGUGUGUAGUUGAGAUAAUGACGAUUCGUGCGAAAGGGUGAAGUUGUGUGGGUAGCCGAUUGCUGCUGUCGUUUUAGGUUGUUGUUGUUGUUUUAAUAGCCUCGUACAAUCUUCGAAGAAGAACGGCGAAGGACCUGCUAGACGAACACCAUGGGGACGUGCUUAAGAUCGUGCUGCCCUUGCUGCGAAUGCCUCUGGAAAAUGUGUUGUCCCCCGGCCCCGAGAAGUGAUGAUACUGACUUCCGUCGUCCAACUCAAUUGUCGAGUACAGCCCCACUACCGCCGAUAACUACACAUAACAAUCCGACGUUCAAGCCGCUGCCUCUCUACGUGGCCCUCUACGACUACGACGGACGAACAAACGAGGAUCUGAGCUUCAAGGAGGGCGAACUCCUCGAGGUGACGGACAAGACGAACCCGGACUGGUGGUACGCGCAGAAGAAGACGGCGAGCACCAGUAACGCCCGCAGCAACACCCGGGGAUACAUCCCGGCCAACUAUGUCGCCGAGUUUCAGAGCCUCAACGCCGAGCCAUGGUACUUUGGUGAUAUCAAGAGAGCAGAUGCCGAAAAGUAUCUGUUGGCAGACGUCAAUACAACUGGCGCCUUCCUCAUACGGCAGAGUGAGAGCAGGAAGACCGACUACUCACUUUCAGUGCGCGACGGCAGUACCGUGAAGCAUUACCGGAUCCGGCAACUGGAUGGAGAGGGUGGUUUCUUCAUAUCGAGACGGGUCACGUUUCAAAAUCUGAUUGAACUGGUGCAGUACUACAAAUCGAACUCUGAUGGGCUCUGCAUGGCCUUACAAAAAGCUUGCGUGGUGAUAGAAGUUCCCAACACGAUGGGACUGUCCUACAAUACGGUGGAUAAGUGGGAGAUCCCGCGGGCCUCGAUCCAGCUGCAGAAACGGCUGGGGGCUGGCAUGUUCGGCGAGGUUUGGCAAGGCCUCUGGAACAACAGCACUUUGGUGGCGGUGAAAACCCUCAAGCAAGGAGCUAUGAAAAAGGAGGAGUUCAUCGGGGAGGCGCAGAUCAUGAAGCAGCUCCGCCAUGCGAACCUCAUCCAACUGUACGCCGUGUGCAGUCAAGAGGAGCCCGUCUACAUCAUCACCGAGCUCAUGAAGCACGGCAGCUUGCUGGACUACCUGAGAGGACCCCUGGGGAGUCAACUCAAGGCACCGGAACUGGUGGACAUGGCUCGCCAGGUUGCCGCUGGAAUGGCCUACCUCGAGAGCCAGAACUACAUCCACAGAGACCUGGCUGCGCGAAACAUCCUUGUUGGGGAAGGCAAAGUGUGCAAGGUGGCCGAUUUUGGGCUCGCCCGGAUUAUCAAGGAAGACGAAUACGAGGGGAAGGCCGGGGCCAAGGUGCCAAUCAAGUGGACUGCCCCAGAAGCUGUGAAUUAUCACCGUUUCUCCGUCAAAUCCGACGUCUGGUCCUUCGGCAUCCUCCUGUAUGAGCUCAUCACGUACGGCAGGAUGCCUUACCCUGAAAUGAACAACAUGGAGGUGAUGAAACAGCUGGAGCGGGGCUACCGGAUGCCGCAGCCAGAGAAUUGCCCGCCGCUCUUUUACUCCAUCAUGUUGGAGUGCUGGAACAAGAAGGAAGAGGAGCGACCAACGUUCGAGACCUUGCAGUGGAGGCUGGAUUACUUUGACUCGGACCCGAACAACUACACAGAUGCACAAGCCUUUGUCCGUUAGGAGGUUGGAAAGGGGGCGAUAUGGGUGAUCGAGGUAUGUGUGACGUAUGGAAGAGUGGGAGUUGGCACUCGCAUUGCGGAUGUGAAAGAUGUCGUAAUGACGGCAAAUGUUAUUGCCAUAUCGUUGAAUAAAAACAGUACAUGCAAUCAUUUGUAUAUAAAAUACGGUAAUCGUGUUGUGGUGAAAUGUGACCUCUGAUAUAAACACAAGAAUAUAGCGGUAUGAUAUUAAUGUACAGAUUUUAGGAAUCGCACACUACUACAGUCAUUGGAUAUAAUAGUGAAUCUGAGGUGUCUUCAUAAACAAAAAACUAUAUUUUGUAUUCUAGAUUUGAAGCUUUCGUGACUGCAAGGAUUCAUAUUCUUAGGUUUUUUCGGUAAAGUCACGUAGGUAAAAAUUUAAAAUUAAUAAAAGUAAAAUAAUUAAUUUUACUUUCAUUAAUUACAAUUUUUUAUUUUACUUUUAUUAAUUUAAUUUUUUACCUACGUGACUUUACCGAAAAAACCUAAGAAUAUAUAUUUUGUAUCUCUCUUUGCAAGUCUAAUUCCACACACAGACACACCUAUUUCUACACUUUUCUGUCGCAUUAUAAUAAACCAACGCUUAAGCAUAAACAUUGUCACUCGGUAUGCGGUGGCAUUGUACAAUUCACCAACACCCGUUUCCCACGUGGAACACGUGAGUGUGUUGCAACUUAACUGCUUGGCCAGAUUGCAAAUAUUUCCGUACAAUUAUAAAUCACAUUCAUCCUAAAAACGUCAACCAAUGCUAACUUUAUAUGAUGUCAAUUAAGUAUAAAGCCAUAAACAACGUAAUAACUGAAUCAAGUGCUAAACAAGUAGGGUUUCACGACCAAUAUUAUCCAUAAAAUAGAGGUUUUGGGGUGAGAUGGCUUAAAUAUAAAUGCGUCGUUAAACCCACCACCACCUGACACGGCCAAUUAAUAAGGUUUGUCAUGUAAACAAAACACGUAAAUUCGUUACGAGUACAGCACACCGGUGUGUUGGAGACUAAACCCACAGUUACUCAAAUUGUAAAUGUUGCAAAACGGACACGUUUACAUUUACAUGAUCUAACCCAAAUACCUCUUGUGCAUUACGAAUCAAGUGUGUACAUUGCCGUUGCAAUUACAAUACAGUUGCAGGCAGGAAAGAGUCGGGUGUUAAUGCCAAGGUCACACUGUUAGUCUAUGACAGACGCUCGAGUCAAAAGCAGCCCUAUUUUUCUCGCGGUACAUCGGUAGGAGCACAUGUCCACGGGGACAUGAAAAUGGUCAGAUGUAGAGCGGCCUCGGAUGAAUCUUGGCCACAUUUCUCAGUUUUCCUGCGGCAUGUGCAGCACAAGCUGCAUGGCCAUUCCUCAAGCUCUUUCUGCCUGUGCAAUAAAUGUCUCUCGUUGAAAUCUCCGCGAAAUGUGCACAGUCCUCCGACGCGGUCACGUUUUGGACACUGCAAUGUGUCGUGUGAUGUGCAAGCUGUAGCACAGUCACCUGUUUUUUUUAAAUCCUUUAUAUUAAGUUCACUUGCUUGCUUGCUUGCGCGCUUACGACCGUGCAAAUCUUUCGGUCGUUUUUUAACCCACUUCCCGUGAUCCAAUCGAGCUGACAUUUUGCACACAGACUCGUUGUGCGUGACAAUUUAUUGUCGUGAAAUUUUUUUUCCAAAAUUUCCCACUUUUUAGGAAUU